GCGGAAGCUGUAAAUGAGAAACGUUACGGCAGCGCCGCGCGGAGCGACAAAACGAGCGAACCUCCUUAACACACGACACACAUAGGUGUGUCACUGACUCGGUCAGCGAUCCCCGCGGCAAUGGCAGGCGGCGAAAUAAUGGUGCUCACGGAUGGAGCUCAAGUUUCUUACAUGGGACAUGACUGUGAGCAGAUCCCAGCCUUUCUAGGAGAGCGGUACGGCCAGCUGGCAAAGCGUCUGGAUCUCAGCUUCAACCAGCUGAGGUCACUAGCAGGUCUCAAGGACUUCUGUGAGUUGGAAGAGCUGAUUGUGGACAACAAUCUCCUGGGGAACAACCUUGAGUUGCCUAGGUUAGCCCACCUUCACACCCUGACCCUCAAUAAGAACAAAAUCACUGACAUUGAAGCCCUCUUGGAGCACUUACAUGAGGUUGCACCUUCCAUGGAAUACCUGAGUUUACUUGGUAACGAGGCAUGUCCAAACCAGCUGGUGAGCAUCGAUAAAGAUGAGGAUGACUACCAGCGCUACAGGUAUUUUGUACUGCAUAAACUGAAAAAGUUGAAGUUCCUCGACAGCAGACAGGUGUCGGACAGGGAGCGCGCGGAGGCAGAGGCCCGUGGCGCUUUCAUGAAGGUGGUGAAGCCCAAGGCUGACACGGAAUCCAGUAACUUGAGAUAUGACCCAGUGCUCACACCAUAUACUCCUUUACCAAAGGGCUCCAGAGAUGCCAAAAAUCACAAAGGGGUUUUUGCCAAGUGCCGCUAUGUUUAUUAUGGAAAACACUCAGAGGGCAACCGAUUCAUUCGAAAUGACCAACUGUGACGAGCUUCUGGAUAUGUGUGGUCCAGCCCUGCAAAGACAUGAGCUCCUGCAAACACCUCCAUCAAGCAGAAGCACAGUGGACUUUUCGCCCUGUUGCUACUGUAAAUCCUGGCUCACCACGACACACAACCCUGUGACAAGUGCCUGUCUUUUUGAGCGCGUUCUUAGUUGGUGGGUCCGUACCUUUAGCCCCUUGAUUUAUUCUUUCCCAAAUGGGCACAGAAGAAUAUUUUUCUCAGAAAAAUGCUAAAUUCUGUGACAGCUUGUGAAGAAACCAACAUUACAGUAAGCAAGCCCAAAUUUUACAUCAGCUGCUGUGUUCAUGUGAGAAUCUUUUGUACUGAGGGUAUGUGGCAAUUAAGUGUGAGACCCAUGUCCUUUCUGAUCAUUUUCUGAAGAUGUAACAGUUACGGUUACAUGCUUUAGUGAAAGGUAUGCCAGUUAAUAGUAUAUGCAAACUUAUUACUAUACACUGCUUUAUCCUCAAAGAGACUGUAGGCAAGCAGUGAUGCAUUUGUUUUGAAUAUAUACUGGCAUACUGCAUUGUGCUUUACUUUCUACUGAGUUUCCUUUUACUUAUUGUUGCAUAUUUUUGAAUGAGGAAUGAAAGUUUGCAUUUUUUUUCCUCCCCGUUAUGAAAUAUUUCUGAUGUCCUGUCUGAAUGCAAUUUGAGCUAUAUAACAGCUCUUUACUCAUACACUGGACUGACAACUCAACCAUUCAAUCCAGUAAAUUAACUCUGCUCUGCUUACUGGCUCCUCAAUGUGUGAAUGUAGUUGGGACCAUAGGUUGGCUCACAUCUCCAGUCUUACCCAGGAAGUUACAAUGAGCAAAAGCUCAACAGUACAGCUGCCCCUGAAUUUAUUUGCCAGUUACAAUAGGUUAUGUAAAAAUGGAUGGAAAAUAAGUAAGUUUAAUACUUUUCUUCACUUUGAGUGAUAUUAAAACUAAUUUAAAUGGGUGCAUGCACUUUAAGCCACCUUUUAGCUUGGCAAAUAAAGGUGAAGUUCACAUCACUGACCAAUUGCUGUACUAAACGCAGUAGUUAAACUAAACUGGAAAAUAGUCAGUUGUUCCUUGAAUAUUUGCACUAGGAGGAGCCAGUAUAGCAAUAAAACAGGUUUAUUUUGUGUAAAGAAAUCCUUUAGUAAUUGAAAUAGAAUGUCUAUUUAUUACUUUAAAUGAUUCUAAUUUAUUUUUGCUGUCAAUACUGAUUAAUACCUGUAGCAUUCCAAGUAGACAAGUGGUUAUGAAAGUAAAACAUGCUGCUCUUAAAUUAUGGAUAUUAGGUAUUUUGCUACAUGUUGCUAAACGUUAUGAACAGCUCAUUUAUAAAACAAGAAGUUUUAAAACAGCAGUAGGGAAUACAUCAGAAUCAACAGUAUGGCUACAUACAAAUACAUCAGAAAAACUGAGUUUUUCAUAGUUUAUCAUAGAACUCUGACAAAACAGCUACGGGUGGUCUUAAGACUUAUGACAUAUGUAACUUGCGACAAUAGCAACCAUCAACCUUAUUACUUUGGAGGCUCAACGCUGAUUUGUUACUCGUAAUGACGACUGCACUACUGCAAU
This is a messenger RNA of Scleropages formosus (Asian bonytongue), 2394 nucleotides long. It is a transcript of the gene lrmda, whose product is annotated as leucine rich melanocyte differentiation associated. Gene Ontology annotation, molecular function: protein binding. Bases 121 to 822 code for a protein of 233 amino acids. The record is from RefSeq and is a predicted model, not a curated record. NCBI's taxonomy places the organism in Eukaryota, Metazoa, Chordata, Actinopteri, Osteoglossiformes, Osteoglossidae. Gene Ontology annotation, biological process: melanocyte differentiation. The transcript has 7 exons.